CAUUUUAUCAACGAUGAAGAAAAUGCAGUGACAUCUAGCAAGUAUUUUACACAGAAUAAAUACUUUGUAAAUUGAGAAUCAUAGUAAUAAUUCAUUUAGGCAUAGAUAUAAAUUUUAAUCUAGUAAAUAAUGAUACUACAAAAUUUAUAAAAGUAAAGUGAAUAAAUUGUAUAUAUCAUAUUUCAAAUUUUUAUCUACUCUGACAUCUUUAACAAAAAAUUAUUAAAAUGAUAAUACCUAUUAAACGUGAUCAAGAUGUACAAGAGUGGGCUAUAGUGGAAUUAAAAGGUGAAUUAUCGUUUGGUACAAAAGAUAUUACAAAUAGUCAUUAUAUAGGCGAUUUUCAUUUUACAAAAUCUGGAAUUCCAAUGCUCAUAAUUGGUGUUCAUGUAAUGUAUGGAAAAGAGAUGGCUCUUACAAAACCUAUUGCAGUUUUAAAAAAAAAAGCUGUCACUUCAACCAAUCAGUCAAAAGAAGAAGAUUGCAAAACUGAAUAUACUAUUCAAGCAAUUGUAAAUAAAAAAAUUGUUUUUAAGUUUAGACCUAAGCCUAUCGUAAAUAGCAUAGAAAUAUAAAAGAAUGUUUUGAAAAUGGUCAUGCAUAAAAGAAAAUUUCUAAGAUAUUAAAUUAUUAUUUAUUUACAUAUUUUAUAAAAAUAUUGUUUUUACAUGACCUAUUAAUUCAUUAUACUUGACAUAUAUAAGGUUAUACAGACUUAUAUUUAUUUACUUUAUAAUUCAAAUAAGCAAUUAAAAAUACAAAAGUCAUAAUUGUAAA
Messenger RNA from Vespula vulgaris, 777 nucleotides. Its product is annotated as chromosome transmission fidelity protein 8 homolog. Lineage: Eukaryota; Metazoa; Arthropoda; Insecta; Hymenoptera; Vespidae. The record is from RefSeq and is a predicted model, not a curated record. The transcript has 2 exons. Gene Ontology annotation, biological process: mitotic sister chromatid cohesion. Gene Ontology annotation, cellular component: Ctf18 RFC-like complex. Bases 228 to 575 code for a protein of 115 amino acids.